UGUCAGUCAUUACGUCAUUUCCUGCGGGUGGGCGCAAGUCCGGCCGAGUCGUGGUCUCGGUGGUGGGGGAUUUUGACAGCGGCAUCGCUGUUUGGAGACAAACAAGGACGCGUGAAAGAGGACUAUUUUUUCCAUCCUCGUUCCUUCCGAUCGCGCACUGACAGCCUCUCAAUCCACCAAGAUUUCCGACGAUAUGGCGGCUUCGGAUUGUGCAGUACAUUGUAAGUCUGAUGAGUGAGCGUGCCCUGGGCCCUGCUGUCCUCCGUCAUGGUCGACAUGGAGAGCCACUACCGCCCCCCAUCCCCUCUGGAGGACUCGGUGCUGGGCAGCCCCCUGUGCGAGGACUUCAUCGGGGGCAUGGAGGACCUCCAGGACAUCUCCCAGUCCAUGGAAGAUGACGCCCUCAGCUCCUUCGACGUACCCGGGUACCAGUCCUCCAACACGGGCUCCGACGGCUCCACCGUCCUGGAUGCUCUAACACCAGCGUCCAGUCCGUCCUCGGUGGUGUUUGGGGCGUCGGCAGGUCAGGAGGAGCUGUCGUCCACCUCCCUCAACCUGGAGUGCAGAGUGUGUGCCGACCGUGCCUCGGGAUACCACUACGGAGUCCACGCCUGUGAAGGCUGCAAGGGCUUUUUCCGGCGGACCAUCCGCCUGAAGCUGGAGUACGACAGGUGCGAGCGGCGCUGCAAGAUCCUGAAGAAGAACCGCAACAAGUGUCAGUACUGCCGCUUCCAGAAGUGCCUGUCUGUCGGCAUGUCCCACAACGCCAUCCGCUUUGGCCGGAUGCCCCAGUCGGAGAAGCUGAAGCUGAAGGCGGAGAUCCAGACGGGGGAGCGGGAGGUGGAGAACCCCCAGCUGGCCGACCAGAAGACCCUGGCUCGGCAGAUCUACGAGGCCUACCUGAAGAACUUCAACAUGAACAAGGUCAAGGCUCGCACCAUCCUCACCGGCAAGACCAGCACUCCGCCUUUCGUCAUCCACGACAUGGACACCCUCCAGCUGGCUGAACAGACCGUGGUCGCCAGGAUGGUGGGCAGCGACAGCGUGCUCCAGGACAAGGAGGCCGAGGUGCGCAUCUUCCAUUGCUGCCAGUGCACGUCGGUGGAGACCGUCACCGAGCUCACAGAGUUCGCCAAGUCGGUCCCCGGGUUCUCGGACCUUGACCUGAACGAUCAGGUGACGCUGCUGAAGUACGGCGUUUACGAAGCGCUCUUUGCCCUGCUGGCAUCCUGCAUGAACAAGGACGGCCUGCUGGUGGCCUACGGCUCGGGCUUCAUCACCAGAGAGUUCCUCAAGAGCCUCCGGAAGCCCUUUGGCGAGAUGAUGGAGCCCAAGUUCCAGUUCGCCAUGAAGUUUAACGCGCUGGAGUUGGACGAUAGCGACCUGGCUCUGUUUGUGGCCGCCAUCAUUUGCUGCGGAGACCGGCCAGGUUUGGUGAACGUGGCCCAUAUCGAGCGCAUGCAGGAGACCAUCAUCCAAGUGCUGAGGCUUCACCUUCUGGCUAACCACCCAGACGACGCCUUCCUGUUCCCCAAGCUGCUGCAGAAGCUGGUGGACCUCCGGCAGCUGGUGACAGAGCACGCCCAGCUGGUGCAGGAGAUCAAGAAGACCGAGGACACGUCCCUCCACCCUCUCCUGCAGGAGAUCUACAGGGACAUGUACUGACCCUGCGGGGAUGUUUCCUCCACAGAACCCCUACAGCUCCUUCCCGCGCUGGAGGGAAUCUGUGGGGUUAUUGUACGUGCCGAUCUGUCCUUUUUCAUAAAAACCUU
Hypomesus transpacificus is the source of this 1772-nucleotide messenger RNA. RefSeq names its product peroxisome proliferator-activated receptor alpha b (gene pparab). Gene Ontology annotation, molecular function: RNA polymerase II cis-regulatory region sequence-specific DNA binding; zinc ion binding; nuclear receptor activity. Gene Ontology annotation, biological process: cell differentiation; positive regulation of transcription by RNA polymerase II; hormone-mediated signaling pathway. Bases 268 to 1665 code for a protein of 465 amino acids. The record is from RefSeq and is a predicted model, not a curated record. The transcript is spliced from 7 exons. NCBI's taxonomy places the organism in Eukaryota, Metazoa, Chordata, Actinopteri, Osmeriformes, Osmeridae. Gene Ontology annotation, cellular component: nucleus.